CAGAAGCGCCUCGCUAUGUCACAAUACUGGCAUGAAACAGGCUUCACCGGCACAAUCGCGCGCGCAACACUCCGUACUCUUCAAUUCGUCACCUCCAUCAUCCUGCUCGGCAUAUACGGUAACGAUCUGUCGCAUUUCCCUCCAUCUCGGGUUUCCAAUACCGACUGGAUAUUUGCUAUGGUUGUAGCCCUCCUCUCAGCUGCCACCUGUAUAUUGCACUGUUUCCUUACCAUCAAGAGACUUGGUUGGAUCCUCUGGGAUUUUGUCUUGUGUGUGCUAUAUGCAGCACUUACGGGUGUAUUUGGAAGAACUUACCUGGGUAAAGUGGAGUUUCAGGAUGGAGAGGUGACGCAAAGUGUGGCUGCAAUGAGAGCAGGAGUGGCGUUUGCGAUAAUUGGGAUGGCGUUGUGGUUGAUUACGUGGAUCCAAGGAAUCAGUUGGUGCUGCAUCGUAAGAAGGAUAACCAGGAGAACUGAUAAACCAGAUGGACCGGAG
This is a messenger RNA of Aureobasidium melanogenum CBS 110374, 495 nucleotides long. RefSeq lists its product as uncharacterized. The transcript has a single exon. Lineage: Eukaryota; Fungi; Ascomycota; Dothideomycetes; Dothideales; Saccotheciaceae. The record is from RefSeq and is a predicted model, not a curated record. The annotation marks the transcript as partial.